Messenger RNA from Drosophila eugracilis, 12433 nucleotides. RefSeq names its product protein dachsous (gene ds). The transcript is spliced from 12 exons. Gene Ontology annotation, molecular function: cadherin binding; calcium ion binding. Lineage: Eukaryota; Metazoa; Arthropoda; Insecta; Diptera; Drosophilidae. Gene Ontology annotation, cellular component: catenin complex; plasma membrane; adherens junction. Gene Ontology annotation, biological process: adherens junction organization; cell-cell junction assembly; multicellular organism development. The record is from RefSeq and is a predicted model, not a curated record. The coding region runs from base 804 to 11465 and encodes 3553 amino acids.
CGCAGCCACAUUGGAGAAUCGCAGCGAGCGGAGGAAACUCGUUUCUCAGUCGCGUUCUCCUCGUGUCGCCGUCGGAAUUUGAAUUUGAGUCCGCAAAAGUCUGGCUAUAAUAAUAAUAAUAAACGUAUUCAAAUACGUCCGAAAGAGAGUGCAAGAAAAUCCAAGUGCAGUGCAGACAAAUCGAAGUAAAUCGAAUGAAUAACCGAUUAUUGUAGCCCCUGAAAAUCGCCGUCGCAUUCUUCGCCGCGUUUUUCUUUUUGUUUUCGUCAACGUUUUUGGUCGUCGUCGCCGCUGCUUUUUCGCCGCGUGUGAGUAAAGAUUGGUGGAAAAUCGUAAAGGAAAAUAAUCAAAUCGCCUAGAAUAUCGUCAAAAAGCUAAAUAGUGUGUUUCUUAAAAUCAAGCCGAGAAAAUCGAACGGUGAAUACACAAACAAAACACGGCGGCAGCAGCACAACAAAUACACAGAGUAAAAGGCGAAAAAAAAUAUUGUUCAACAAGUCAAACGAGUUCUUUUUGGCUCGCUUCGGCCGUGUGGCUAAAGAUACAACAACAUUGUGUUUGUGGCAGCGGGUUUUCGCCCUGUUGUUGCUGUUGUUUCCCUGCUGCCGUUUGCGCCUUUGGUGAAAAAUAUUGGCAACAGCCGCAGCGCUCCAGCGGCUCCAAAGCAAAGGCAGCACCGCAGCAGCGAAGAGGCCACGAAAUAUUUACCAUGGCCAUGCUGGACGGAGGCAAUCUCAGUCAAGGACGCUCUUAGCUCCUGUUAGUUUCUUUCGAAACAUCCACCCAGAGUGGAUCCGUCAGCCAUGAAAGCCGCAUUGGGUUCGGCAGUCGCCGGGAAAAUGACGAGGGGUAAUCACCAGCCGAAGAACUUAACAAUGUUCCAUCGAUGCCGGAGACGUUCCAACAUCAAAUCAAAGCUUAUGCCACCCGCCCUGCAUCCCUCACACCUGCUGAGGAGUAGCUUACUACAUCUGCUGUUGAUUCUGCUCCUGGGAUCCACGCAGGCUGCCUCUAACGAUAAAGAGAGGGAGCGAAAACUGGAGGUCUUUGAAGGCGUGCCUGUGGAUCACCAGAUCGGUUACAUAGGGGACUUCGAUGGGAUAGAUAGUGGUCCGCCGUAUAUAAUCGUGGCAGAGGCGGGAGUGGAAACGGAUCUGGCUAUAGAUCGAGCCACAGGAGAAAUCCGCUCUAAGGUCAAACUGGACCGAGAAACUCGAGCUUCUUAUAGUCUGGUGGCCAUUCCGCUGAGUGGCCGUAAUAUUCGAGUGCUGGUCACGGUGAAGGAUGAGAAUGAUAACGCCCCCACGUUUCCACAACCCUCGAUGCACAUAGAGUUCCCAGAGAACACCCCAAGGGAGGUCAAGAGAACUCUGCUCCCAGCUAGGGACCUUGACCUGGAACCAUACAACACUCAGAAAUAUAAUAUCGUGUCGGGGAAUGUUAACGAAGCCUUUAGGCUGUCAUCCCACAGGGAGAGGGAUGGUGUCCUGUACUUGGACCUGCAAAUCAGCGGGUUUCUGGAUAGAGAAACCACACCAGGUUACAGCCUCCUAAUCGAAGCUUUAGAUGGCGGAACUCCUCCGUUGCGGGGGUUCAUGACCGUCAAUAUUACCAUUCAGGAUGUGAACGACAAUCAGCCGAUUUUCAAUCAGAGCAGAUACUUUGCCACAGUUCCAGAAAAUGCCACUGUGGGUACGAGUGUUCUUCAGGUGUAUGCCUCAGACACGGAUGCCGAUGAGAAUGGCUUGGUGGAGUAUGCUAUUAAUAGGAGGCAAAGCGACAAGGAGCAAAUGUUUCGGAUAGAUCCUCGGACAGGAGCUAUUUACAUCAACAAGGCCCUGGACUUUGAAACCAAGGAGCUUCAUGAACUCGUGGUGGUGGCCAAAGACCAUGGUGAACAGCCGCUGGAAACAACCGCCUUUGUUUCCAUAAGAGUUACGGAUGUGAAUGACAAUCAACCGACAAUAAAUGUGAUUUUCCUCAGUGACGAUGCCUCCCCAAAGAUAUCGGAGUCAGCUCAGCCGGGGGAGUUUGUGGCCAGGAUUUCCGUACACGACCCCGAUUCGAAAACGGAGUACGCCAACGUGAAUGUGACUCUGAACGGAGGAGACGGUCAUUUCGCACUGACCACCAGAGAUAACAGUAUUUACUUGGUGAUAGUUCACCUGCCGCUGGACAGGGAGAUGGUUUCCAAUUACACCCUCAGUGUUAUAGCCACCGAUAAGGGAACUCCCCCGCUGCACGCUUCCAAGUCGAUAUUCCUGAGGAUAACCGAUGUCAAUGAUAAUCCACCUGAGUUCGAGCAGGAUCUUUACCACGCCAAUGUGAUGGAGGUAGCUGAUCCGGGUACAUCGGUGCUACAGGUUCUGGCCCACGAUCGCGAUGAGGGCUUGAACUCGGCGUUGAGUUACUCGCUGGCCGAAACACCUGAAACCCAUGCCCAAUGGUUUCAGAUUGACCCACAAACGGGCUUGAUCACCACCCGAUCGCAUAUCGAUUGCGAAACGGAGCCGGUGCCGCAGCUAACAGUCAUCGCCAGGGACGGAGGAGUUCCGCCCCUCUCCUCCACCGCCACCGUCCUGGUAACCAUCCACGACGUAAAUGACAACGAACCGAUCUUCGAUCAGAGCUUCUACAACGUUUCCGUCGCUGAGAACGAACCCGUGGGCAGGUGCAUACUCAAGGUUUCUGCCAGUGAUCCGGACUGUGGAGUUAAUGCCAUGGUGAACUACACCCUGGGCGAAGGCUUCAAGCACCUCACCGAGUUCGAAGUGCGCUCCGCCUCUGGAGAGAUCUGCAUUGCUGGUGAACUAGACUUCGAAAGGAGGAGCAGCUACGAAUUUCCCGUAUUGGCCACCGACCGCGGGGGCCUAAGCACCACGGCCAUGAUCAAAAUGCAGCUAACGGAUGUGAAUGACAACCGUCCCGUUUUCUAUCCCAGGGAAUACAAUGUGUCGCUACGGGAAUCCUCGAGUGCCCCAUCUAUAGCCUCGAGUACCCCGAUUGUCGCCGUUGUAGCCACAGAUCCGGAUUCUGGACUCUUUGGCCAGGUUUCGUACCGGAUUGUGGCCGGAAAUGAGGCGGGAAUCUUCCGAAUCGACCGAUCCUCGGGUGAGAUCUUCGUGGCCCGUCCGGAUAUGCUAUCCGUUCGAACACAGCCUAUGCACAUGCUGAACAUCUCGGCCACCGAUGGCGGUAAUCUAAGGAGCGGUGCUGAUGCCAUGGUCUUCCUGAGCAUCAUUGAUGCCAUGCAGCGACCUCCAAUCUUUGAGAAGGCCAGAUACAAUUACUAUGUGAAGGAGGACAUUCCGAGGGGCACGGUCGUGGGCUCCGUGAUAGCUACGAGCGGAGACACUGCCCAACGCAGCCCAGUGAGGUACUCGAUAUACUCUGGCGAUCCCGAUGGCUACUUCACCAUAGAAGCCAGCUCAGGAAACAUACGCAUUGCCAAGCCCUUGGAUCAUGAGGCGAAGGCCCAGGUAUUGCUGAAUAUCCAAGCCACUUUGGGAGAGCCUCCCGUUUACGGACACACCCAAGUCAACAUCGAAGUGGAGGAUGUCAACGAUAAUGCUCCGGAAUUCGAAGCCAGCGUUGUUCGGAUCUCCGUACCGGAAAAUGCCGAGUUGGGAGCUCCACUUUACGCUGCCCAUGCCCACGACAAAGACUCGGGAAGCAGUGGUCAAGUCAGCUACAGCCUGGCCAGAGAUUCUGGCAAAAGACUAUUCGCUAUCGAUGCGAGAUCUGGCCAUUUGGUGUUAUCCCAACACUUGGACUACGAGACCUCGCAACGCCACUCCCUCAUUGUAACUGCCACCGAUGGGGGAGUUCCAAGCCUUUCAACAAAUCUAACCAUCUUGGUAGAUGUUCAGGAUGUGAACGAUAAUCCUCCGGUUUUCGAAAGGGAUGAGUACUCCGUGAACGUAUCCGAAUCACGGUCCAUAAACACACAGAUUAUUCAGGUUAAUGCCAGCGAUCUGGACACGGGAAACAAUGCCAGGAUCACUUAUAGGAUUGUGGAUGCCGGAGUGGACAAUGUCACGAGCUCCAUUAGCAGCUCGGACGUGGCCCAGCAUUUUGGCAUAUUCCCCAACUCGGGAUGGAUAUACCUAAGGGCUCCUUUGGAUCGGGAGUCCAGGGAUCGGUAUCAACUGACGGUUUUGGCCACUGACAACGGCACUCCUGCUGCUCAUGCCAAGACGCGAGUCAUAGUUCGAGUCCUCGACGCCAACGACAAUGAUCCCAAGUUCAGGAAAUCAAAAUACGAGUUCGUCAUAGAGGAGAAUCUGAGGAGAGGCUCCGUUGUGGGAGUGGUGACUGCCAGUGAUCUGGACUUGGGUGAGAAUGCAGCCAUAAGAUACAGCCUGCUGCCGGCAAACUCCAGCUUCCAGGUGCAUCCCGUCACAGGUGAAAUAUCCACCCGUGAACCCCUUGACCGAGAGCUCCGCGAGCUCUACGACCUAGUAGUGGAGGCCCGUGAUCAGGGAACCCCGGUAAGAAGCGCCCGCGUUCCAGUGCGCGUCCACGUUAGCGAUGUGAACGAUAAUGCCCCCGAAAUCGCCGAUCCGCAAGAGGAUGUGGUCAGCGUGAGAGAAGAACAACCACCGGGAACUGAAGUGGUGCGGAUUCGAGCCAUCGAUCGGGACCACGGGCAGAAUGCCUCCAUCACCUAUUCUAUUGUGAAGGGUCGGGACUCCGAUGGCCACGGACUGUUUAGCAUCGAUCCCAGUAGCGGAGUGAUUCGAACCCGGGUAGUCUUGGAUCACGAGGAGAGGAGCAUCUAUCGGCUGGGAGUGGCUGCCUCCGAUGGCGGAAGUCCUCCAAGGGAAACGGUGCGGAUGCUGCGCGUCGAGGUCUUGGACCUGAACGACAACCGCCCAACAUUCACCAGCUCCAGCCUGGUCUUCAGGGUACGCGAGGAUGCCGUCGUUGGCCAUGUGGUCGGCUCCAUCAGCCCCAGUGAGCGUCCGUCGGAUGUGAUCAGAAAUAGUGUGGAGGAGUCCUUCGAGGAUCUCCGCGUCACCUACACUCUGAAUCCCCUGACCAAGGAUCUAAUUGAGUCCGCCUUCGACAUCGACAUUCAUUCAGGAAAUCUCGUCGUGGCUCGUCUCUUGGACAGAGAGGUUCAGUCUGAAUUCAGAUUGGAAAUUCGGGCUCUGGACACCACCGCCAGUAAUAACCCGCAGAGCAGCGCCAUCACAGUGAAAAUAGAAGUGGCCGAUGUCAAUGAUAAUGCCCCCGAAUGGCCCCAGGAUCCUGUGGAUCUUCAGGUGAACGAGGCCACUCCCAUUGGCACAAUAAUCCACAACUUUACGGCCACGGAUGCGGACACGGGUACCAAUGGGGAGCUCCAAUAUCGCCUGCUGCGAUAUUUCCCACAACUGAACGAAAGCCAAGAGCAGGCAAUGCCUCUUUUUGGCAUGGAUUCUCUGACAGGUUCCCUCAGUCUUCAGGCACCCUUGGACUUCGAAGCCGUGCAGGAGUACAUGCUCAUUGUCCAAGCCUUGGAUCAAUCUUCAAAUGUCACAGAACGGCUGCAAACCUCGGUCACUGUGAGAUUACGAAUUCAAGAUGCCAACGAUAAUGCCCCGCAGUUUGUUUCCCCAAAUACAAACGGUGGCAAAACGGCUUCUCUUUUCAUAAGCGAUGCAACCAGAAUUGGCGAGAUUGUGGCGCACGUCGUGGCUGUGGAUGAGGACUCUGGCGAGAACGGACGCCUCGCCUACGAAAUCACAGGUGGCAAUGGCGAGGGCCGCUUCAGAAUCAAUUCCCAAACUGGGAUCAUCGAGCUGAUUAAGUCUCUCCCACCGGCCGCAGAGGACGUGGAGAAAAGUGGACGGUUCAACCUUGUUAUCAGUGCCAAAGAUCACGGCAAACCUGAAUCCAAGAAAAGCUCUCUAAAUCUUCAGCUCAUAGUCCAAGGCAGUCACAAUAACCCACCUCGAUUCCUUCAGGCGGUUUAUCGAGCAAGUAUUUUGGAGAAUGUUCCCAGUGGAAGUUUCGUCCUGCAAGUCACUGCAAAGUCACUUCACGGUGCAGAAAACGCCAAUCUCAGCUACGAAAUUCCUGCUGGCGUGGCCAAUGAUCUGUUUUACGUGGACCCUCAAAGGGGAAUCAUCACAUCCCGGGGCCAAUUCGAUAGGGAGGCACAGGCCAGUUACGUUCUGCCCAUCUAUGUACGAGAUGCCAAUCGCCUGGCCACGUCGUCCCCUUCUGCGGUAAGGAAGCAACGCUCCUCGGACAGCAAUGGAGAGGCAUCGAAUGGUCAGCACUUCGAUGUGGCCACUGUGUACAUAACGAUAGGAGAUGUCAAUGACAACUCCCCGGAAUUUCGGCCGGGAUCGUGUUACGGUCUUUCUGUUCCGGAAAACAGUGAUCCAGGUGUUAUCCACACGGUGGUGGCCAGCGAUCUGGAUGAGGGCCCAAAUGCGGAUCUCAUUUACAGCAUUACGGGCGGCAAUUCAGGCAACAAAUUCAGCAUCGAUGCCUGCUCUGGAGAGCUGAGUGUCCGGCCCUUGGAUAGAGAGCAGCAGUCUAAGUACGUCCUGCAGAUCCAGGCAUCUGACCGGGGGCAACCGAAGAGUCGACAGGGACACUGUAACAUCACUGUCUUCGUCGAGGAUCAGAAUGAUAAUGCCCCACGAUUUAAGCUAAGCAAAUACAUUGCCAGCGUGCAGGAGGACGCACCCCUCGGCGCAAGUGUGGUGCAGAUUAAUGCUGUGGAUGCGGAUUUGGGCGUCAACGCCAGACUCGUUUAUUCCCUGACCAACGAAAGCCAAUGGCAGUUUGCCAUCGACAGCCAGAGCGGAUUAAUCACCACCGUCGGAAAACUGGAUCGCGAGCUGCAGGCGAGCUACAGCUUCAUGGUAUUAGCCACGGACGGAGGACGUUAUGAAGUGAAAUCGACUUCGGUUCCGGUGCAGAUCAACGUGCUGGAUGUUAAUGACAACAGACCCGUAUUCGAGCGAUAUCCCUACAUAGGACAGGUUCCAGCUCUCAUUCAACCUGGCCAAACUUUGCUGAAGGUUCAAGCCUUCGAUGCCGAUUUGGGGGCAAAUGGAGAGGUUAUUUACUCUCUCAAGGCAGAAAAUUCAGCUGUUAGUGGAAAGUUCCGGAUAAAUCCGAACUCUGGAGCCUUGAGUGCCUCACAAAGCUUGGCCAGUGAGUCUGGAAAGCUGUUGCAGUUGGAAGUUAUCGCCAAGGAUAAGGGGAAUCCACCGCAGUCCAGCCUGGGUCUUAUCGAACUGCUAAUAGGGGAAGCCCCACAAGGCUCGCCGGUUCUUCGUUUCCAAAAUGAAACCUAUAGAGUCAAGAUCAAGGAGAAUUCCCCCUCGGGAACAAAACUCCUUCAAGUCGUGGCCCUCCGCAGCGAUGGACGUCGGCAAAAGGUGCAGUUCUCUUUUGGCGCUGGUAAUGAGGACGGUGUAUUGUCCAUGGAUUCCCUCUCAGGCGACAUAAGAGUAAAUAAGCCCCAUCUACUUGACUUCGAUCGGUUCGCAACGCCCUCGAUGUCGGCUCUAAAUCGUGGCAGAGCCUUGCAUUAUACGGAUGAAAUGGAGGAACUAUCAGAGGAGGAUCAAAAUAAUACCACCCGAUCCCAAAGGGCCUUGAGAUCCUCCUCCUUUGCCCUGACCAACAGCCAGCCCAAUGAGAUUCACGUAGUCCUAGUUGCUCGCAGUACAGAUGCUCCCUUCCUAGCCACUUACUCCGAAUUAGUGAUCGAGCUGGAGGACGAGAACGACAACAGCCCAAAGUUUUCGCAAAAGCAAUUUGUGGCCACCGUUUCAGAGGGUAACAGCAAGGGAACCUUCGUGGCCCAAGUUCAGGCCUUCGAUUCGGAUGCGGGUGCCAAUGGUCGGAUGCGAUACCAUAUCGUAGAUGGCAACCACGACAAUGCGUUUGUGAUCGAACCCGCUUUCAGUGGCAUAGUGAAGACCAAUAUUGUGCUGGAUCGGGAGAUUCGCGAUGUCUACAAACUUAAGAUCAUCGCCACAGAUGAGGGAGUGCCCCAGAUGACGGGAACUGCCACCAUAAGAGUGCAAAUCGUAGACGUGAAUGAUAACCAGCCCACUUUCCCGCCAAACAAUCUCGUCACUGUCAGUGAAGCCACUGAACUCGGAGCCGUAAUAACCUCCAUUUCAGCCAACGAUGUGGACACUAAUCCUGCUCUGACCUACCGUCUUGGUAGCGAUUCCACAUUAGAAACAGAAAACAUGUCCAUCUUUGCUUUGGAUCGAUACAGUGGAAAGCUGGUCCUGAAACGUCGUUUGGACUAUGAACUCCAACAGGAGUAUCAGCUAGAGGUGAUUGCUUCCGAUGCAGCCCAUGAAGCCCGCACCACCCUAACUGUCCGGGUGAACGAUGAAAACGAUAAUGCCCCAAAAUUCCUGGCCCUGGAGCCUCCGGCCUACUUUGCCAUUCUGCCAGCUCUAACAGAGAUCAGCGAGAGUCUUUCUAUGGAUCUGGAGCUUUUGACAGUGAACGCCUCUGAUGCGGACUCAGAGGGCAGUAACUCAAAGGUUACUUACCUUAUUGAACCAGGCGUGGAAGGCUUUUCGGUUCACCCGUCCAGUGGAGUUGUGUCUGUUAAUAUGAGCAGGUUGCAGCCUUCGCAGUCGCCAAGCGGGGAUCACUUUGUCAGAAUUUUGGCAAAGGAUGCAGGUAUACCAGCUAUGAAAAGUUCAACUCUACUAAGAGUUCAAGCUAGUGACAGUGGGUCAGGACGUUCACAGUUUCAGCAGAACCAAUAUAGGGCCCAAAUCAGCGAGGCAGCACCAUUGGGUUCCGUUGUCCUUCAACUGGGACAAGAUGUUCUCGAUCAAUCCUUUGUCAUCAUCGCUGGAAAUGAAGAAUCUACUUUUGAGUUGUUACAAUCCAAGGCCAUUGUCUUGGUCAAGCCCCUGGAUAGAGAACGCAAUGACCUUUACAAACUUCGUUUGAUUUUGAGCCAUCCCCAUGGGUCUGCCCUUUCGGCUGGAACAAAUUCUUCUGCUGGAAUCUCAGUGAUCAUAACCAUUUUGGAUGCCAACGAUAACUUCCCCAUUUUCGACCGAAGUGCCAAAUAUGAGGCUGAGAUCAGCGAGCUGGCUCCUCUUAGGUACUCCAUUGCUCAAUUACAAGCUAUCGAUGCGGACCAGGAGAACACUCCGAACUCAGAAGUGGUGUACGACAUUACCUCUGGCAAUGAUGAGCACAUGUUCACGAUAGAUCUCGUCACUGGUGUGCUUUUUGUGAACAACAAAUUGGAUUACGAUUCCGGGGCCAAGAGCUAUGAGCUUAUUAUCCGAGCCUGCGAUAGCCAUCAUCCAAGACCACUUUGCAGCCUGCAACCCUUCAGACUGGAACUCCACGAUGAGAACGACAACGAGCCCAAGUUCCCGCUCUCUGAAUAUGUACACUUUCUGGCUGAAAAUGAGCCCGUCGGCAGUUCCGUAUUCCGUGCUCAUGCCAGUGAUCUAGAUAAGGGACCCUUUGGCCAACUCAACUAUAGCAUUGCUCCCGCUCGCAGCGACGAAAGUUCCUGGAAAAUGUUCAGAGUGGAUCCGGAAAGUGGUCUAGUUACAUCCGAAUUCGUCUUCGACUAUGAGCAAAGGCAGCGUUAUGAACUGGAGCUCCAGGCCUCCGAUAUGGGCGGCAAGAAGGCCAGAGUGACUGUUCGAGUCGAGAUCGAGUCCAGGGAUGAGUUUACCCCUCAGUUCACUGAGCGCACCUACAAAUUUGUGUUGCCGGCAGCGGUGGCCCUUCCUCAAGGUUUCGUGGUUGGUCAAGUGACAGCCACUGACGGUGAUAGAGGUCCAGAUGGCAGAGUGGUUUACCAACUGAGUGCUCCACACUCGCACUUCAAGGUCAACCGCAGCAGUGGUGCCGUUCUUAUCAAGAGGAAACUCAAACUGGAUGGCGACGGAGAUGGCAAUCUGUACAUGGAUGGCCGGGAUAUCAGCCUGGUUAUAUCAGCUUCCUCGGGACGUCAUAACUCUUUGUCCAGCAUGGCUGUCGUUGAGAUUGCCUUGGAUCCAUUGGCUCAUCCAGGCACAAAUCUGGCUAGUGCUGGUGGAUCGUCAAGCGGGUCUCUCGGCGAUUGGGCCAUUGGUCUACUGGUAGCUUUUCUCCUAAUCCUUUGCGCUGCUGCCGGAAUCUUUUUGUUCAUCCACAUGAGAAGCCGGAAGCCCAGGAAUGUGGUCAAGCCACACCUCAGCACAGAUGCUGCGGGAGUGGGAAAUUCCAACAGCUACGUGGAUCCCAGUGCCUUCGACACGAUCCCAAUAAGGGGAAGCAUUACUGGAGGUGCGGCGGGAGGUGCCUCUGGUCAAUUUGCUCCUCCAAAAUACGAUGAGAUUCCUCCAUUUGGUCCGCAUGCUGGCAGUUCGGGGGCAGCCACGACAUCCGAAUUGUCUGGCUCGGAACAGUCCGGCUCCAGUGGUCGAGGAUCGGCGGAGGAUGAUGGUGAGGAUGAGGAGAUCCGUAUGAUCAACGAAGGACCACUUCAUCACCGCAACGGAGGAGGUGGCGUAGGCAGUGACGAUGGCAGAAUCUCUGAUAUUUCUGUUCAAAAUACCCAGGAGUACUUGGCUCGCCUGGGUAUCGUUGACCACGAUCCAAGUGGUGCCGGCGGUGGGGCAUCGAGCAUGGCUGGUUCCAGUCACCCGAUGCAUAUGUUCCACGAUGAGGAUGCCACCGCACGAUCGGAUAUAACAAACCUCAUAUACGCCAAACUCAAUGAUGUGACAGGAGCCGGUUCUGACCGAGGAAGCAGUGCAGAUGACGCGGGAACCACUGCGGGGUCCAUUGGAACCAUCGGAACUGCCAUCACCCAUGGCCAUGGUGUGAUGGGAAGCUAUGGAGAGGUUCCUGUCCCAGUGCCCGUUGUGGUUGGCGGCAGUAACGUUGGUGGCUCCCUUAGUUCCAUAGUUCACAGCGAGGAGGAAUUGACGGGCAGCUACAACUGGGACUAUCUCCUCGACUGGGGACCGCAAUACCAGCCACUGGCGCACGUGUUUUCCGAAAUAGCGAGACUGAAAGACGACACCAUAUCGGAGCACAGUGGACACAGUGGGAGUGGUGCCUCCUCAUCCGCCAAGAGCAAGCACUCCUCUCAUUCCUCAGCGGGUGCUGGAAGUGUGGUGCUCAAACCGCCUCCCUCGGCACCGCCCACCCACAUACCACCUCCCCUCCUCACCAACGUAGCUCCAAGGGCCAUAAACUUACCGAUGAGGCUGCCACCCCAUUUGAGCCUGGCUCCCGCUCACUUGCCUCGAUCACCCAUUGGCCACGAGGCGAGUGGCAGCUUCAGCACCUCAUCAGCGAUGUCACCGUCGUUCUCACCCUCUCUAUCGCCCUUGGCGACGAGAUCACCAUCCAUUUCGCCUCUGGGGGCGGGGCCACCCACGCACCUGCCUCACGUGUCGUUGCCACGUCACGGCCACGCCCCUCAGCCCAGUCAGAGGGGCAAUGUGGGAACGCGGAUGUAAGCGAGACUCGGAGCUGAACUUGCAUAUAGUAUUACUUGCACAACCCCACUUACUCAUGCACCAAUCACAUGCACACACAUCGAUGAUACACCCACACCAUCUACAAUUGCUGUACAUAUUACAUAAUUUACAUUUAAGUUAAGAUUGCCGUGCACAGAUGUCCCACUGAACCAAGUUACCAGUACCCAGUUAGACGGGCAGUAACAAGUAUUCUAAUUUGGCUUAAACGAAGUAACUUUAGCCCGAUUCCUUGGGGCAGAACGCAUUGCAAUCGCAGCAACGACAACAAAGCCAACAAAGACUCUCUGAAACUCACUUGCUUGCACAGAAAGCCAAAAAGCGAGGAGCAGCAGGAGCCGGAACAGCCAUAAGUUGUAAGCAUUUAGAGCCUAGACUAGCAUCCCAUCUGGAACCGAAUUCACCCCAAUCCGUAUCUGUAUCCAUAGCUUAAGUAUCUCAUAUAAGCAUCUGUAACUGUAGCUGUAGCGUAGGACUAAUCCUAAACUAGUUUUAUGGGAGCAAACCAAGUGCACUUAAGCAGCCGGCAAUCCCUGUUUUAAGGGGGAUCCGAUCAGGCUGCGAUUCACAUUUCCAUCCCAAUCCAUUCCACGACGUGAGGGGAGAAUUGUAAAAAGUCGUUUUAGUAAUCAUCGGGGAGGAGGAAAAGAGUCCCUUGUAUAAAACCGAAAUAAAAUGGGAACAUACCAACGAGUAAGAACGAAGGAGCAAUCCGAGUAGGAAUCGAAUCUGUUUAAGUAUAUAGCCUAGUUACUAGUUAUUAUAUAGCUGUACAUGCCUAGCGUAGGUCCUAGUGUAUGUUCACUUGUGUGUGAUGCUACUUGUGUAAUUUCUACGUUCUAGCAAAAAGCUGUAAAAAUGUUCACCAUUCUAAGGAUCCUCUAGCCGCUAAGCCCGUAUAUUGUAAUAGCUAAACGAAAGCAAGAGAAUAAAUAUUUAAAAGUACAAUA